GUUUAAGUAAGGUACCGUGUAAUCACCUAGGAGACGAACAUGAAUGCAACGAUAGUUUUACUUCUCUGCUGCGUUUACGCUGUCUACAGCAUAAACCCUUGUUCAUAUGGUGCGCCUCUGGCUAAUCAUUUCUGUGGACGAGGUGGCAGUGCAUGCCCCAGUCACCACUACUGCGAAAUAGCCCCUGAUGAUACGUAUGCCGUAUGUUGUCCAACACACUGUACCACUGGUAGUCAUCUGCUACAUAGCGAUGGGACUGUUGUCUUCUGCGGGCUUGGAGGGGUCAACUGUCCUAACUACUACACGUGCAAUGUUGCUCCAAAUGAUGCCUGGGCCGUUUGCUGUCCUAACUGAUCCAUGAAUUGUCCGUGUUUGGUUGUGUUUGGUUUUCAAAGUUUCCAACGAUAUAACUUAAACACAAAUUUGA
Messenger RNA from Mya arenaria, 427 nucleotides. RefSeq lists its product as uncharacterized. Bases 40 to 354 code for a protein of 104 amino acids. The transcript has 3 exons. NCBI's taxonomy places the organism in Eukaryota, Metazoa, Mollusca, Bivalvia, Myida, Myidae. The record is from RefSeq and is a predicted model, not a curated record.